AAACAAUUACCUCUCUUUCUUCAUCUCCUAAUACCUUCCUUCCCACUUCAAUCAUGGAAAACAAUACAUGUUUAGUUUCUUCUCCUUCUUCAAAGUUAGCAAUUCAUGUGUUCUUUGUUUGUGCUGUGUUCAUCAUGUUUAGCUCUUCCAUGGUUUCCUCUGCCAACUUCUUGACGGACAUUGGCCACACAUGGGGUGGAGGUGACAGAAUUCAAAUACUCAACAAUGGUGAAGGCAUUGCUGUCUCCCUCGACGAAACCUCCUGCUCUGGAUUCCAAUCUCGAGACCAAUAUCUCUAUGCCAAGAUUGAUUUGCAAAUCAAACUUGUGUCUGGAAACUCCGCUGGUACUGUCACUGCAUUUUACCUAUCGUCUAUAGGGGAGUUCCACGACGAAGUAGACUUCGAAUUCUUGGGAAGAGUUGAGGGAGAUCCUUACAUUCUGCAAACAAACAUGUUCAUCCAUGGAGUUGGUAAAAGAGAGAUGCAAUUUUUUCUUUGGUUUGACCCGACAGAUGAUUUUCACAACUACACCAUUCUUUGGACGCCCCAACAUAUUGUGCAAUUGGUGGACGGGAUUCCGAUAAGAGAAUUAAAGAAUGAGAAAGGAAAGCGUGCACCAUUCCCAACGAUGCAACCAAUGAGAAUUUACGGCAGCAUAUGGAACGCGGACAGCUGGGCUACAAGAGGCGGUGCAGUGAAGAUAGACUGGACCAAGGGUCCGUUCCGAGCAUGGUUCAAGAAUUUAAGAGUGGAUGGUUGCUUGCGCUCCCAUGAAAACUCCAAAUCCAAUUGCACUAAGUCUUCAACUUCAUGGCUCUCCUCCACCCUUGAUAAUAAAAGCAAACAACGAAUGAAAUGGGCUCACACCAAAUAUAUGUUCUACGAUUACUGCACUGACACUAAACGUUUCCCUAAGGGUCUCCCUCUCGAGUGUUAAUUUUAGAUCAAUUUCUCUUUUCAUCAUUGUUUUGGGUUUACUCAUCCAUUUCUAACAAACAUUUGUCAUUCCAUUCUUGAUUUGUAUGAAUAAGCAUGAUCUUGACCACCUUUUUUUCA
This is a messenger RNA of Cucumis sativus (cucumber), 1057 nucleotides long. Its product is annotated as xyloglucan endotransglucosylase/hydrolase protein 24. Gene Ontology annotation, biological process: xyloglucan metabolic process; cell wall biogenesis. The transcript is spliced from 3 exons. Gene Ontology annotation, cellular component: cell wall; apoplast. Gene Ontology annotation, molecular function: xyloglucan:xyloglucosyl transferase activity; hydrolase activity, hydrolyzing O-glycosyl compounds. NCBI's taxonomy places the organism in Eukaryota, Viridiplantae, Streptophyta, Magnoliopsida, Cucurbitales, Cucurbitaceae. The record is from RefSeq and is a predicted model, not a curated record. Bases 54 to 938 code for a protein of 294 amino acids.